Messenger RNA from Enhydra lutris kenyoni (northern sea otter), 3200 nucleotides. It is a transcript of the gene HPS4, whose product is annotated as HPS4, biogenesis of lysosomal organelles complex 3 subunit 2. Gene Ontology annotation, biological process: vesicle-mediated transport. NCBI's taxonomy places the organism in Eukaryota, Metazoa, Chordata, Mammalia, Carnivora, Mustelidae. The transcript has 14 exons. The record is from RefSeq and is a predicted model, not a curated record.
GCCCCGAUUGACCCCUGUGCCUUUGUCCACAAAUGCCCAGGCCACCCCCGGAGCUGAGGCCAGACACUUCAGGUGCCUUUAGCCCGUUCCCCAUCGCAGUGGUUACCGCCCGUUUUCCUGGCCGGCUGACUCACUGAGACCACUUCAUACACCGCCACCUUGCUGCCUCCAAGCCAUUUCUGGCCACUUUUUGGCUCCCUCGGGUACUUAACUGCAACCCCUGGCUGCCGGAGCCUUCUCUGGUCAUAUCCCAGCACUUGCCCUACCCUAUGGACAUUACUGGCCUUUUCUGGAUCUUUCAGAGAUAAGAGCAUGGACCUUGGCAGUAUAGGGCCCAGUCCUCUGGGAAGGACGGACAGGGGGUUUCAGGCUGCUGUCCUCAAGAUACCUAAAGUUGAGAAAAGAGAUUCACAAGCCUCAAAGAGUCAGUGGGGUCCUCUCUAGGUACUUCUCUCUAGGAAAGGAGCUUUAAAAAGCUAUUGUAUUCCCAGGAGGUUGACAGAAGGACCAAGGCACUGAUGUUUGAUCGGGAAGCUUUACAACAUUAAAUAGAAUCUUCAGAAUGGCUUUGAACUCGACAAGCUAGAAAUCCCUUCAGAACACCACCUUCAGUAUGCAUCUCCCCCAGUGGGCUUUCCUGGCCAGGAACUUUUUGCAGAGGUUGUGCUGCAGAGCGCCAGAAUGCUGAUGCCCAUGGAACCAGCUUAGUGGAUUUGACUUUUCUGGUAGAAUUCUCUUGCUGUAUUAUAUACUCUCUCCCAGAGUUCUAAGAAGUGUGGAGGUAUUCAUGGCACUGAAGAGCCUGUGGGGAAGGAAGUAGCACUUUCAUGCUGAAUGAAAACCAAGCAGGUGAUAUUUGUGGCUGAAAACAUUUAAACCUUUCACGUCUGCAUUUCCUGGAUCGGGGACACGGAGGAACAGUCGCUGCUGGGGCACAAGAAGCGAUCCCAGACAAGAAAACCCAAAUAAAUAGAAUGAGGGCAACAGGCAAGUAAAUGGCCACCACUACCUCAACAGAGCCGACAUCAGCCUCCUGGUGGAAUUAUUUCUUCCUGUAUGAUGGUUCAAAGGUAAAGGAAGAAGGAGAUCCGACAAGAGCUGGCAUUUGUUAUUUCUACCCUCCUCAGACCCUGCUCGACCAGCAGGAGUUGCUCUGUGGACAGAUUGCGGGUGUCGUGCGCUGUGUUUCGGACAUAUCCUCCUCUGCCCCAACCCUCGUCCAUCUGCGGAAGCUGAAGUUUGCCAUAAAGGUGGACGGAGAGUACCUUUGGGUCCUGGGCUGUGCCGUGGAACUCCCUGACAUUAGCUGCAAACAGUUUCUGGAUCAGCUUAUUGGAGUCUUCAACUUUUACAAUGGACCCGUUUCUCUGGCUUACAAGAACCACUCUCAGGAAGACCUACGCGCCGAAUGGGAUACCUUCAUUGAACAGAUUCUGAGGAACACCAGCGAUCUGCACAAGAUAUUCUGUUCCCUCUGGAACCUGGACCAGACUCAGGUGGAGCCCCUGUUGUUGCUGAAGGCGGCGCUCAUCCUGCAGACCUGCCAGCGCUCACCUCACAUUCUCGCCGGCUGCGUCCUCUAUAAGGGACUGUGAGUGAUGCCAGAGCCCUCUCCUGCACCCCGUGCCCCUGCUGCAGGACCCUCCCAGCCACCUCUAGAGCAGAGAAGACCUGCAGGAGGGGGCGGCCCACAGGAACGGGGAGCAGCACUCCCCCCGAAUGUCCAGAUCGUGCCUGUGUUCCUGACCAAAGAGGAGGCCACCAGUCUCCAUGAAUUCCCGAGGGAGCAGUCAGCCAGCCCUGCUGCAGCACCAGCCAGACUCCAGGGGCGCCCAGCCCGGCAGCCUCCACGCCCUCAGAGCACCGUUGCCCCGACAGACAAGACCACUGGCCACAUGGAAGCCAUGGCCUGGAUGCUGGCAGCCACUCCUGAGUCUGCGUGUCCUGAUGGAGCCUGGCCAGAUGGCAGCGGGGAGAACGGGCACUUGCCUGGCCAUGAUCUGGAGGACGUCAGGCCUGCAAACCUGCACAGCCCUGCCAGGGACAAGGGUCCCGGUCUUGGCUGCUCCCUGGCAAAGGAAUUUCAUCUUACCUGGGGGGAGGAGGAACCAGACUUGUCUGCCAUACACAUUCCAGAAGCUCAGGAAACAGGAGCAUCCUCGGGUUAUUUUGCCCUCCCAAGUAUGGGUGCCCCAGACGGUGGUGGUCCUUGCUUUGAGGAAUUUGUCAGCAUCUCUGGCGACCGGGAACCAGAGCCACCUGAUGCCCUGCCUGUGGUCAUGGCCUUCAGCAGCCUCCUCCCUCCAUCCACUCCUGAGAUGCUCAGCCAGAACGGAGCCCUGAAACAGCACGAUGACCUCCCAGAGGACAGCAGCCAAGCCCCCUUUCCCAGGGAAGACCACCUGUCCAGAAGGACGAGCAGGCCUCGGUCUUGGCCUUGCUCAGACUUGAGGCAGAGAGGAACCAUGCUGCCCAUGAGGGGACAGGGCCUGGAGUGUGUUGGGGUUCACGACAGCUGCUCAGUACCCAGCAGCUCAGACUUGGCAGAGUCUCAGGAUGACAGCGGUUCCCCUGCAGACAGAAGUGACCCCAGGUCAACCCCAGCAUCCUGUAUGGGCCUCGUGCCAACGACGCUCUACACCCACAGUGUUAACGGGCUGGUGCUGUCCCUGCUGGCCGAGGAGCCGCUGCUCAGCGACGAUGCCGCCAUCGAGGAGGUGUACCACAGUAGCCUGGCGUCCCUGAACGGGCUGGAGGUCCACCUGAAGGAGACGCUUCCCAAAGACGUGGCUGCCUCCCCCAGCAGGAUGUACAACUUCACGCAUUAUGACCGCGUCCAGAACGUGCUGACCACAAACCUGCCACAGGCAGCCACCUCCCAGGACCGCCGCUUCCUCCGGGCCAUCAGCCUCAUGCACUCGGACUUUGCCCAGCUGCCCGCGCUGUACGAGAUGACUGUCAGGAAUGCCUCCACUGCAGUGUACGCCUGUUGCAGCCCGGCCCAGGAGACCUACUUCCAGCAGCUGGCUGCGGCGGCACGGAGCUCCGGCUUCCCCAGCCCGCAGGACGGCGCCUUCAGCCUCCCGGGCAAAGCCAAGCAGAAGCUGCUGAAGCACGGGGUGAACCUGCUGUGAGCCAGGCUGGAGGGCACGAGCGGCUCCCAGGGGGAGGCCUGCCUUCUUCAACAGAAGACGUCCCUC